GAGGCGGGAGGAUUUCAAGGCGGGAUGGAGGAGAAGCUGGUCCGGGUGAGGGUGUCGUGUCCCGUCCCGUCCCCUCCCCUGGGCCGGCUGCUUUCCCUAGGCCCGGAGCUGCGGGCGCAGGAUGGGCAGCUCGGGGAAGAGCGCGGCCGCCCGGGCCCUUGGGGAGCUGAGUUCGGGGUCGCGCGCCGCCCCGCAGGGAGUUGCUUGGGGCCGGAUCUGCCAGGUUACUUUAUGGCUAAAAAAAGUGUAUGGGGACCAGCCCAUUCCACAAUACAAAGUGAACGCACGGUCUGUUGACAUUUUGCACCAACUUGCAGAAUGCAAUGAAACCAGGGACAGGGACAUCUCUCUGCUGAUGGAUGACAUGAAACAGAAGACAGCGGAAUAUGGAUUAGAAGCCAACUACCUACAGGAUCUUCUCGCACAAAGCGUGAACCUUUCCUUGACCUGUCUGUCCAAGAUGGGCACCCACUAUUUGAAUGCACUGGUAGAUAGUGCAAUGGCACUUGAGACAAAGGACACUUCCCUAGCAAGCUUCAUCCCUGCUAUCAAUGAUUUGACCUCAGACUUGCAUAAAGUGGAAUCGAGGAAUAGAGAAUUGGAACUUGAAUUGACCACCUUUAGGGAAAAGCUAACCAAAGCACUGGUGCUAGAAAAACGUCUUCAGGACGACCUUAAGAAAACAGAAGAACAUGUAAUGGUGGAAAAGGCCAAAGCUGACAGCCGAACCCAAAACAUGAAGUUCCUGAAGAACAAAUCUGAGGACUUCAAAUUCAGGAUCAAGGCUGCAGAGGAGCAGCUUGUUGCCAAUAGGAUGGAUCCCUCCCUGACACAUGAGUCAUUAGUGAGCCUCUCAGAGAAACUAGCUGAACUAAAGCAGCAGACCAGGCCUUUGAAGAAGAAACUGAAGUCCUACCUGGACUUAACGCCUAAUCCUUCCCUUGCUCGAGUAAAGAUUGAAGAAGUAAAGCGGGAGCUGAAUGCUCUUGAGGAGGAGUUCUCUGCAAAAGUAGACAUGUUGGCACUUUCAGUCCCAGAACCCAGAAAACACCAAUUUAUGUAAACCUGCCUGCCUGGAACAGGUCGGGGGGGGGGUUGUUGCUUUUUUUUUUUUUUUUUUUUUAAUUGUAGAUCUUUUGGAUUUCUAAACCUAUUGGACUUAUAAAUAUUGUCUUGUCACUUAUAAACUGUGUGCUUGCAAGCAAUCAAGCUGUUUUUUUCAAAGAUUUGCAUAACUUUGUUCUUGUAAAAAUUGUAUAUUCUUUUUUUUUUUUUUUUUUUUUUCUUCUCAAAGCCUGACAAAUAAAACCAGGUUUCCUUCCUUGUCUGAUUUUUGCCAUAAAUAAGGCAUUAAAAACUGUAGGUGACCUCCAGAUGGCACCGUAGGCAGGAAAUAAAACUAGGUCAGUAUUUGGGAAGACUUCUUGGACUACAUAUAUAUUUUUUUCACUUGGCAGGCAGCUACCCCAUUACCCAUAGUAUCUCUGUCUUGCCUGGCUUCUAGAUUUCUGUUCUUAAAAUGCUCCUCUCUUUAAUGUGGUGGGAAUAUCUGACCCCAAUUGCCUAAUGUAUCUCAGGUUGACAGAUUCUCCUGACUAAAUGUAUAUGUGUGGGGUUUGUGUGUUUUAGUUUUUUUUCUGGAGCCAAAUCAUCUUUUCUUAUGGCCUGACAUUUUCAUUAUGCUUAGGUUGACCAUAUGCGACCACAGGAAAUCUUGGAUGCUGCCCCCAUCCCCUAAGUCAGUGAUGCUGCUGCAGGCAGAGGCAGAGUGGCAUAGUGUGCCAGCCUACUCUGCCUACUUCCCAGGCUGCAUCCCGUGCCCCUGUGAUUUGAGGACACUUGUUUUAACCUUCAUCAACUGGCCCAUGAAAUCUCGGACUGUACUGCCCAAAUUGGGACAUAUGGCCACCCUGUUAUGCUUGACCCCAAUUCCUUGGCUUUGAUCAGGUAGCACCAGAUCCUUAGGUAGUGUCCUAGACAAGUACUUGCCAGGCCUCAAGCGACUGUUUAGUUUCUAUGUUUGGAUGAGACUCAGUGUGUUCAGUCCAGCAUAGCCAUA
Molecule: messenger RNA, 2059 nt
Organism: Alligator sinensis (Chinese alligator)
Lineage: Eukaryota; Metazoa; Chordata; Crocodylia; Alligatoridae
Gene: HAUS1
Product: HAUS augmin like complex subunit 1
Exons: 9
Coding region: 122-1063 (313 amino acids)
Biological process (GO): spindle assembly; centrosome cycle
Cellular component (GO): cytosol; HAUS complex
Source: RefSeq, a predicted model, not a curated record